Molecule: messenger RNA, 1295 nt
Organism: Cynoglossus semilaevis (tongue sole)
Lineage: Eukaryota; Metazoa; Chordata; Actinopteri; Pleuronectiformes; Cynoglossidae
Gene: slc25a5
Product: solute carrier family 25 member 5
Exons: 4
Coding region: 125-1021 (298 amino acids)
Biological process (GO): mitochondrial ATP transmembrane transport; negative regulation of mitochondrial outer membrane permeabilization involved in apoptotic signaling pathway; mitochondrial ADP transmembrane transport
Cellular component (GO): mitochondrial inner membrane
Molecular function (GO): ATP:ADP antiporter activity
Source: RefSeq, a predicted model, not a curated record
UCUCUCGCGCUCUUCUCUCCUUAAAUCCACUGACUUUGAGAUUGGACUCGGCCAUUUCCACUCCACCUACCGAACCCCAGCAGUACCGAGCAGCGGGAGGACAGGCAGCUGACAGAACCUGAAGAUGACCGACCAGGCUAUUUCAUUCGCUAAGGACUUCCUGGCAGGAGGUACCGCUGCUGCCAUCUCCAAAACAGCUGUAGCUCCCAUCGAGAGAGUCAAGCUCCUGCUGCAGGUCCAACAUGCCAGCAAACAGAUUUCUGUUGACAUGCAGUACAAGGGCAUCGUGGACUGUGUCGUCCGUAUCCCCAAAGAGCAGGGCUUCCUCUCGUUCUGGAGGGGGAAUCUGGCCAACGUCAUCCGAUACUUCCCCACUCAGGCCCUCAACUUUGCUUUCAAGGACAAGUACAAGAAGAUCUUCCUGGAUGGUGUGGACAAGCGAACACAGUUCUGGAGAUACUUCGCAGGUAACCUGGCGUCCGGUGGUGCUGCCGGAGCCACCUCUCUGUGUUUCGUUUACCCCCUCGACUUCGCCCGAACACGUUUGGCAGCUGACGUAGGCAAAGCUGGCUCUGGGCGUGAGUUCAAAGGUCUCGGUGACUGCUUGGUGAGGAUCACCAAGUCUGAUGGCAUCAGGGGUCUGUACCAGGGCUUCAGCGUUUCAGUACAGGGCAUCAUCAUUUACAGAGCAGCUUACUUUGGCGUCUACGACACGGCUAAAGGCAUGCUUCCUGAUCCUCAGAACACGCAUAUUGUUGUCAGCUGGAUGAUCGCUCAGUCUGUGACUGCUGUGGCUGGUCUUGUCUCUUACCCCUUUGACACCGUCCGUCGUCGUAUGAUGAUGCAGUCUGGACGCAAAGGAGCUGACAUUAUGUACAGCGGAACCCUUGACUGCUGGAGGAAGAUUGCCCGUGACGAGGGCGGAAAGGCCUUCUUCAAGGGGGCCUUGUCUAAUGUGCUGAGGGGCAUGGGCGGUGCCUUUGUGCUCGUCUUAUACGAUGAGCUCAAGAAAGUUAUCUAAGCAUUUCUUUUAUUUUUCUAUGUUCACUGUUCAUGUUGUGAUGUUUUACUGUAACAUAUGUACAUUUGGAAGGACUUGGAAGGACAGUGUUAUAUUUAUAGGGACCAACUAGUAUUUUUUUUACUAGUUGUACCAGGGGAAUCAGUUCGGCACUCUUCUUGGCCCGUGCUUGUUCUUUUGUUUUGCGCCUCUUCUGAAUGUCAUUCCCUGAACACAGGAACCUGGAAAUGGAAAUAAUUCAAAAAAGUUCAAAUAAAGACAACCUACUGAGUGA